AUGCCUCCAGAUGCCCGUCAUGGUCGUGCUCAACAACAGCGUCAGUCUAGAAACGCAUUUCUCAAAGUAAGUUGAUCUUAUUUUACAUAAAAUCUUGUGUUUAGGGCUGGGAGAAGUACUUCAAAGUUUAUAUACAUAGUAAAUCAUACUCCAAAGAAGCCAAGAUCAAAGCCAUGGCCAAGUUUGCAACCAUCGUCAUGACACAAUAUUUGAAACAUCGGCAAUUGUUUCAUCAUGAACUGUUCCUCAAGGACAAGAUGAAUGGAAUUGAUCUGUAUACGAUUAACAACGACUGUUCUCUUGCUAAUGUUGUGAGGCCGAAGUGUAAAGCUGCUGAGGAAUAUAUUGUGCAAAAGAAGGUUGGUUUUUAGAUUUUUUGUUGAAUUUUAGGUAAUAUUGUUCUUUAUGAGGAGAAUGGAGCUUUUUUGCGGUUUUAGUCUGGUUUUCUUGAAUUUCUUAAAGCUAUUUUUAUAAAAGUGAUAUUUUUAAAUUUUUUAAGGCUAUAUUGAGGAAAAGAACGUGAGAUCAAUUUUUUUUUGGGUUUUUGGUAAUAACAUGUUAUCCAUGAUAAUAUGCUUGUUUUAUUCAAUGUUUUAUCCUUUUCUUCGAAAAUAUUGUUUUUUAAGGUUAAUAUUUUUGUUUUUCAGCUGAAUUUGUUUAAAUUCGUAUGCUAUAACGAUCAAAAUGUGAGUUUUUAUAUUGUUUUAGAUAUCUACUUUUUGUUUUUGAAUUCUUGCUUUUUUAGACACAAAUUUUUGUUUUUUAUGUUAAUUUUGUUGAUUUUAGGUAGUUCUUGAAGAAUUCAUAAUGGCAUUUACAUACACACGUGGGAACACAUCUUGUCAUUUUAAGUAAGUUUACAUUUUAUGACUUAAGCUAAAGUUUAGAUUAAAAGUUGAAUAUACAAUGUCACUCACUUCUUUUCAGCUUGGGAAAUGAAGAAGUGACUGUAAAUUUCGAGAAUUUGGAUUUUAAAGGCUUUAUCAAGUCGCUGACAUUCAAUAUCUUGAUGGUGAAGGAGUUUUGUGAGAAAUUGGAUCCGAUUGAAGGUGUAACCAAGAAGAAGUUUCGCAUAUCUUCGAAUUCUGGAUUCAAUUUUAAUGAUGAUGUGUUUCAACAGUCCUCUAGACUAUCAUACGCUGAGAAUAUCAAGUCUUAUCAGAUGGGAUUGACUUCUUUUGGUAAUGUUGGGUUAGUUUUGGCAUUAUUUUUGGUAAUUUAGGGACACAGCUAGGUUUUUGGUGUUUUUUUGUUUAGAAUGUGGUUUUUUAAAGCAAGUUUGUGGUUAGAUGGCACAUAAUUAUUUGAGCAACAAUAUAAAAAUGUACAAAUAUUACCUAAAACUAUUUAAGUGGUUAUGUUGAUUUGUUUUAGAGCUUCAGUCACGAUGAAAACGGUAUAUUUGAGCGAUGAGAAGGACUAUGAAGAUGCUAACGCAGCUGCUCAUCGGCAGUCAACAAAGCUUUUAAUGGAUAAUGCUGUGGAUGACUCUUCGGUAAGACUUUUCGGUAUAAUAACAUUGUUUCUAAGAUUUUCAGUUUCAAAAAGCUUAUGUUCUCUAUUUUAGGAAGGAUCUGUCCGCAGUAAUGAAGUCAGAAGCCCUGUAGCGAACCAACAACCCGAAAGAAGCCUAUAUUCACCACCAGUCACGCGUGGAAACUCACAGGAUUCUCAAGCUACUGAAUAUGUCUUUACUUCAAGGAAUCGUAAAUCUUUGUUUGAUGAUAGUCAGGAUUCGUCAGCUGCUCCAGAAUCACAACGUGAGAAUAUUGAUGAUGAUCAACGAGGUAAUGAGAUCGUUGAUGACAACAUGGAAAGCCAAGAACAUUAUGAAGAACCAACUCAAGAUGAUAUAGAGCAUGAAGAAGCAGUUCAAGAUAAUAUAGAACUUCAGGAAACCGUCGGCAGAACUCAAAUGACUCAACGUUCUCAACGAGUUAUUCAAGAAUCGGUCUAUGAUAACAUGGAGGAAGUUCACGAUGAAAAUGAUUCACAAGAACACAUUAAUGAAGGCUCUCAACCAGUAUCACAGCCUGCUAGUCUUAGGCUAAGUGACACUUCAUUAGGCUUGAAUGAAUCAGGUGUGUUUGUACCUGAUCCGAAUAUGACUAGAACACAAGCGUUUGGAGUACCACAAAGUGGACCUUUAGCACCAUCACAGGGGAAGACCUUGGUAGAGAGUAUUGAAGAAGCAUUGGGAAGCGUUUCGGUCGAUUCUCAGAAAAGUGGGUUUGGUUUUUUAUUUUUGAUUGGCGUUUCAUAAUUUUGUUACCUAAAAUUAUGUUUUUCUUGAUUUUAUUAGCGUUAAAAUAAUACUGUGCCUCUUCUGAAAGCAGGACUUUGGAUUAGGAGCACAGAAUUAUAUGAAAGGAUUAAUACUAUCUUUUUUGUUAGUAAGAACACUUUUUUAUUGAUUUCGUUAUCUAAAUUAAUAUUUUUUAUUUAGACUCCUUUCCAAGCACCUUGACGAACCCUCCCACUGUAACUCCAUCUUCAACUCAACCUUUGAAGAAACAAAAACACAAAGCCUCAGAAGUCAAAAAGUAUUGGACGUUCUCCGACAACUUGUUUUACAUGCAGUAUGGUAAGGGUGGUUUUUUAUUUUUGUUGAUUUGUUUUAUUUUUAUCGAUUUUUUAUUUUUUAGAAGAUUAUUGAACUUGUACUAUCAUCUUACCUCUCCCUACAAUGAUAUGAAUCCAGUUAUCAGCUCAAGUUACCCAGAUCUCAACGUUUUCUUUUUUUUAAUUUCAAUUUUAUUGUUAUUUUGUUUGAUUUUGGUUAUGUUGUUUAAGUUAUUCUUCAUUGUUUUUGUUACUUAUUGUUGUGAAUACAGUUUAGCGUUGUAUAAAGUUACUGUAACAUUUAUCUAGGACUAUUUUUUGCAUUUUAAAGGCUUUUUUGGCCACAAAAAGUAUUUUUUAUGUAUUUAUGGUAAUUAUUAGUGUUUUUGGUAAUGAGAAAUGAAUUUCUGAGGGUUUUUUGACAAUAUUAAUAGUGUGUAAGACUAGAAAACUUUACUUUAAGGUCCCUUUUGGCUAAUUUGAUAUGGAAAAUUAAAUUGAUAAAAUGACAAAUUUUGUUGAUGUUGAAUAUAAUAAUAGCAUUUUUGUCUAAUGAAUAUGGAUUACCAAAGCAAGUGCUUGAAUUUUCAUUUUCUACCAAAAUUCGCACAUUAAUUCGAAAAUUUUAGGUAAUGAAUAAUUUAUGUUUUGUCGCUGAUUCAAUUGUUUAAGUAGCCAAAAGCUACAUUAAUAUUGUCAUUCUUUGCCAUAUUUUCGGUCAGAUUUGUCUAUUUUUAAAAUUUAAAAAAAGCCUGGCAUUUUUUGUUGCAUUAUCUAAAAUAUUCGAUUCUAAAUUCUAGUAUUAUCUACAGUACUUAUUUUUGAAAUACAGUAUUAUUCACAGUAUUCCAAUGGCCAAUGUUCUUCAAAAAUUAAUAUUCUUACUAAUUUUUCUAGCCAAUAUUAGCCAUGUUAGCUCACAAGCAGUGUCCGAAGCUGUACCAGCAGUUCCAGUAGCGUCUGUAGUACCAGCUAUCGUCUCUGCACCGCCAGAAGUCGUACCUGCAGUACCAGUGGUAGCUUCGGCUCAGCCUGCCGCAGUAUCUUUAGUACCAGUUAUACCAGCCGUAGGACCAGCAGUAGUACCAUCUGAAGCUUCAAAAUCUUCAGAAUCUCCAAUUGUACCAGUGGUAUCAUCAGAUGCUCCAAGUAUACCAGUAGUUUCAUCAGAAGUGCCAAGUUUACCAGUAGUAACAUCGGAAGCCCCAGAUUUACCACCAGCUGCACCUAUCGUAUCUGGUUUCUCUUCAGAAGCUCCAAAAGCACGUUCAGGAGCUCCAGUAGCAAAGACGACACGAGUUGUACCACGACCAACACCUAGGCUUCCACAUGGCUCUGAUGGGCAAGAUCAAAUGGUUCUGGCCAAGUAUACGGUAGGUAACGUCUUUAAUUGAGAUUCAAGGCUAGGACUAGGGUCAAGGCUAGCGUUAUGGCUAGGGCUAUAGCUACGGUUAGGGCUAUGGCUAGCGCUAGGGCUGGAGCUAUGGCUAGUGUUAGGGGUGAAGCUAAGACUACGGCUAUGACUACGGCUAGAACAAGAUAUGGAAAGAUAGUUGAGAUAUAGAAAUUUUAAAACAAAUGUUACAGUAUACCAACAACGCUCUCUUGCCAGUCGGCUACAACCACAAGUACUGUACUGACCACAUGUUCAAGCCAUCCUCAAUACAUGAUAAACAAGUCAAUGACAUUCUUACUUGUAAGUUAGGGUAGGGUAGUGUAGGGCAUGGUAAGGUUCGAUGGGAUAGGGGAGAAUAGAGUACGGUAGGAUAAAGUAAGGUAGAAUUCACUGUAAAUAACUUUAAUUCACAGACUACCUCUACCACCUUCCAACAUACGAUGGUAGCGAGCGAGGUAACAUUGUCCUUCGCGAUGCUUCAAUCGGCUUGAUGUACAACAUAGUCAAGCACAAGUAUGAAUGGUUGGAUGGGAGUAAAGUGGAUUAUUUGAACUUUUUGGAUCCACUUGAACCAGCAAUGGCAGCCAAAAGAGAGGCCAACUCUUAUUAUUUGAUUACUCUGAGGUCGGUUAAUAACAAUGACAUUGGCAAAUGGAAGUACGCUCUAGAUGGCAUUUAUACUACUACUUUUGUAUGUGCCAAAUCUUAA
This is a messenger RNA of Bursaphelenchus okinawaensis, 4667 nucleotides long. The record is from the annotation of a GenBank genome assembly. Lineage: Eukaryota; Metazoa; Nematoda; Chromadorea; Rhabditida; Aphelenchoididae.